Molecule: messenger RNA, 1384 nt
Organism: Pleuronectes platessa (European plaice)
Lineage: Eukaryota; Metazoa; Chordata; Actinopteri; Pleuronectiformes; Pleuronectidae
Product: gap junction alpha-3 protein-like
Exons: 1
Coding region: 1-1089 (362 amino acids)
Biological process (GO): cell communication
Cellular component (GO): connexin complex
Source: RefSeq, a predicted model, not a curated record
AUGGGGGACUGGAACCUGCUGGCAAAGCUUCUGGAAAAAGCCCAGGAGCACUCCACCGUGGUGGGGAAAGUGUGGCUCACCGUCCUCUUCAUAUUCCGCAUCCUGAUCCUCAGCGCGGCGACAGAGAAAGUGUGGGGCGACGAGCUGUCGGGCUUCACCUGUGACACCAAGCAGCCCGGUUGCGAGAACGUGUGCUACGACAUCACUUUCCCCAUCUCCCACGUCCGCUUCUGGGUGCUGCAGAUCAUCUUCGUGUCCACGCCGACGCUGAUCUACCUGGGACACAUCCUCCAUCUCGUGCGGAUGGAGGACAAGCACAAAGAAAGGGAGCUAGAGAGGGAGAGGGCCCAAGCUGAGCACCCAGACAAGCAGGCCCUCAUUGUGGAUGUUCAUCACAAAAAGGCUCUGGUGAAGGACAAGGAGGGCAGAGUGCGCCUGCAGGGGGAGCUUUUGCGCACAUAUGUUUUCAAUGUGAUCUUUAAAACCCUGUUUGAGGUGGACUUCAUUGUGGCUCAGUAUCUCUUGUACGGCUUUGAACUGAAGCCCAUGUACACAUGUAACAGACCACCCUGUCCCAAUGUGGUAAACUGCUACAUAUCCCGGCCCACUGAGAAAACCAUCUUCAUCAUCUUCAUGCUGGCGGUGGCCAGCUUGUCUCUGUUCCUCAACCUCGUAGAAAUGUACCACCUGGGCUUCACCAAGUGCCGCCAGGGCAUCACCUUCAGGAGAAAUAGACGGCUGAGGGGGAAAGCCUCCAAGGAGCCCAGCGGUGACGCUGUGCCCUUCGUGCCGAGUUACGACGACUACUUCCACCAGGUCCAGCCUGCCUACCCCCCAGUGCCCAGCUACAACCUCUCCCCUCUAUCCGAGGGCACUGACUCGUCCUUCCACCCCUACCACAGCAAGGCUGCUUAUAAACAGAAUAAGGACAACCUAGCGGUGGAGAGGAGCAGCAGCAAGCCAGAGGAAUGUGACCUGAAAGGAAAGAAGGGAGCAGGAUCGGCCCCUGGGUCACCUACGCAGGCCCGGCCGGGCCGCAGUGCCAAGCACAGCAACAACAAGACUAGAAUAGACGAUCUGAAGAUAUGAGGAGGUUUAUGUUUCUCUUAGGGGUCUUAAAAUGUUGUGAAAGGAUCAUAUGUUGUCUGGACACAUUCAUACAUGUCGGACUGACUUCCCUCUUUAAGAUGGCACAGGUUUGACUCAUUCCAGCUUCGUGAGGGGAAUGACAUUUACUGGGCACACAAAGAAGCUGUGAUGUGGCUCAACAAAAACAUUUCUAUCAACCGAGACUUAUUUUUUCUGCCCCAUAAUCAUUUGAUCUUUUUUUUUUCCUUUCUUUCUUAUUGUUGCAUAAAGUGUUUGUGAUACACCAUUUUUGGCA